Molecule: messenger RNA, 462 nt
Organism: Dibothriocephalus latus
Lineage: Eukaryota; Metazoa; Platyhelminthes; Cestoda; Diphyllobothriidea; Diphyllobothriidae
Source: the annotation of a GenBank genome assembly
CUUAACAGCAACGACAAACUGGUGAUUGGACAGCAGCCUUUCAGUUCUCCGCCCCAUCCCAGAGCCACUAUUAGAAACCUCUGUGGACUGGCUUUGAAUUCCGCUCUGACAACAGAUGCUGAAGAACAGAAAACUUUCCUCGAUCUUGGCGGUUCCUCACUUUCAGCCAUGUGGCUUGUGGAAUCCCUGAUCACAGAGCUAGAUCUACCAGACGAGAGAACCACCCUGCUCACUGCCCUCUUUAGUCAGCCUCUCGCUGGCUUUCUCUCCCACGUAGAAAGCCUUGCAGAUGAAGUAGACAAAUCAGUAGGCUCACCAAAAGUCCAACGGCUUGACAGUGAACUUGCAACCCUGCCAGUGCUACCGCUAAAAGAAACGAAACCGGCGUCUGCUGCUUCUACCGUCAACGUCUCGGUUGCCUGGCGUCAUUUGCUGGGAAAGUGUGUGGAUGCCAGUCCGCUG